AUGAUGCAGAUAUCGACCAACGAACAACUUGAAUCGAAACCGUUUUACCUCGACCGGAAUCUCGCGGAAGACCGAUCUCAAACCGAGUACGAACCCCCUCAAGAUUACGUCGGCGAAAUUGUAACCGCCACUGCCAAGCCGCCGUCCACGACAUUGGACGACGUUUUUAUUAGCGUAAAAACUACGAAAACCUACCAUAAUAAGAGGUUACCCAUCAUAUUGAAGACCUGGUUUCAGCUGGCCAGAAAACAGAAAAAAGAAUAUAAUAAGGAAAUUAUUUUAUUAGCUCUAGAUGAAGAUUCUACUGCUGUUGACAGGACUACAGAAGUUCUGCCUUCUCCUGUGAUAACUCAAGAUCAUGAAUGA
Molecule: messenger RNA, 366 nt
Organism: Diabrotica balteata
Lineage: Eukaryota; Metazoa; Arthropoda; Insecta; Coleoptera; Chrysomelidae
Source: the annotation of a GenBank genome assembly